AUGGCCAGUUCAGAUAAUCCAGAUGAUGUGGGGUACUUACAUUAUAUGAGUAAGAAGCCCUACCUACCAUCUGAUUUAGUGUCUUUUGAACUACUCUACCUCAACUGCAUUAUUUUAGGCGAUGACCCAAGCCAUAUUGUUCCAAUUAACAUUGCACAGAUGUGGACUGUUGGUGACCUUAAAGAUUUGAUUAAAGAUAAGAAGAAUCUCAAGCUAUGGAAGGUUAACCUGUCUUUUAAUGACCCACUCAAGCAUACUCUUGAGAGCCUUGAACUAGAUCACGAGAAGUCAUUGUCACCCAUAGAUGGAAUGCUCAAGGUUUUUAACAGUUCUCCUCAAUCCAAAAAUUUCCUCAAAAUGCUCCUUCCAUUUAGGGGAAACCUUCUGAAUUCAAAGGCAUACAGAAAGAUCAACAAUGUACUUCUAGCGGCUUCACUCAAGUACUUUACAGCUUUGAAUGCCUACCAGGUGGCUGGUACAUGGUUGUGA
Messenger RNA from Suillus fuscotomentosus, 489 nucleotides. RefSeq lists its product as uncharacterized. Bases 1 to 489 code for a protein of 162 amino acids. Lineage: Eukaryota; Fungi; Basidiomycota; Agaricomycetes; Boletales; Suillaceae. The record is from RefSeq and is a predicted model, not a curated record. The transcript has 7 exons.